UCCUCAGCUCUGGUCAUGUACUCGGAUAUUUUCUGCCGGUAUCGGUGUUUUUUGGCCUCAUCUUUCGUGGCUGUCAAUCAAAAGCACAAAAGCUCUCUCCCUCUCCAUGAGGCGGCGAGGGUUCAGGGCCGGCCCUCAGCACCAGACAGGCCUCAUUUCUCCGCCCAACCACCCCUCUCACAGAACCGGGGGUGUUUAACAGCCACCCGCCUCAACGGCUGUGGUAAACGGGCGCCAUGCCUCCCCGGCCGGUACCUUUCACCACCUGCAGCAGCAGGUCGAUGCCCUCCUGGUAACACACCAGCGACUCCUGGAACCGAGACGCUACGUCCAGCUCUACCGCCCGCUUCACCGUCUUCGCCCCGGCCAGCUCCAGCACGGCAGUGCUAUCGCCUCCCGUCCGCGACAUGGAGGCCGCGGGGCGGACCGGGACGGGGCGGCCACAAGUUCCGCGGCACCACCUCACCCGCCGCCGGGGAAACAGAAACCAAAGCGGCAGCAGAGGGAAGGGGGAAGUGCUCGUUGUUGUCGUUCCGCCAGUGCGGAACUAAAGUGCCGUGGAGCUGGUGCCCGGCCGGAAGGCAGCGCACCGAGAUGGCCGCCGCGGCGGGCAGGGGGGGCCUGGGGCCCGCAGCCGCUUGGAAGAUGCUGGGGAAGAGGAUGGAGGCGGUGGCACCAGGGGCGUGGGUUCGUUGUCUCUUUACCAGGUCGAGAAUUCCAGACUCGGUAUUUCAGCCACGACCUGGAGAUCAUGAGAAGUAUGGAGGUGACCCUGAGCAGCCCCACAAGAUCCACGUUAUUACUAGAAUUAAAAGUGUAAUUGGUCGCCCUUAUUGGGAAAAGAAGAUAAUACAUGAUCUUGGACUGGAUAAAGCGCAUCAGCCGAUACUGCACAAAAAUAUCCCUUCUGUGAAUUCCAAACUGAAAGUUGUUAAACAUCUGAUAAGAAUACAGCCCCUGAAACUACCUUACGGUUUGCCAACAGAAGAGGAAAUGACAGACACCUUUCUUACAAGCAAGGGAGAGCUCAUCAUUAAACGGCAUCUGAAACCUGUAGAGCAGAAAGCAAUUAAGUCAUAAGCUGUGCUGGUUGGAUUUAUGUAAAAUAAAGUAGAUUAUUUAAAUCCUGUGUUAACAUUUUGUGUAUGAAACGUAAACUUAAUUCUUCCCCUCUGGUAUGAAUGCUGAAGGUGAUACUGAUGCUUAAAGAAGUGUAUACAAAUGUAAAAUUCAAUUUUUUUAUUAUUUGCCCGAAAUAUUAAAUGAAUGAUAGGCCUGUGUCAUUGUGUUUAAAUUUUGUGGCUAAAUGUGUGCAACUUAAUGCAAGUUGAUGGCUUGCUAUUAAAGAACUUUGUAAAUAAAGUCAGAGAAUUA
This is a messenger RNA of Melopsittacus undulatus (budgerigar), 1374 nucleotides long. It is a transcript of the gene MRPL30, whose product is annotated as mitochondrial ribosomal protein L30. The transcript is spliced from 5 exons. The record is from RefSeq and is a predicted model, not a curated record. The coding region runs from base 16 to 1080 and encodes 354 amino acids. Gene Ontology annotation, biological process: translation. Gene Ontology annotation, molecular function: structural constituent of ribosome. NCBI's taxonomy places the organism in Eukaryota, Metazoa, Chordata, Aves, Psittaciformes, Psittaculidae. Gene Ontology annotation, cellular component: mitochondrion; large ribosomal subunit.